Molecule: messenger RNA, 543 nt
Organism: Cokeromyces recurvatus
Lineage: Eukaryota; Fungi; Mucoromycota; Mucoromycetes; Mucorales; Mucoraceae
Product: thioredoxin-like protein
Exons: 2
Coding region: 1-543 (180 amino acids)
Biological process (GO): hydrogen peroxide catabolic process; cellular response to oxidative stress; cell redox homeostasis
Cellular component (GO): mitochondrion; peroxisome; cytoplasm
Molecular function (GO): thioredoxin peroxidase activity
Source: RefSeq, a predicted model, not a curated record
AUGUUACGUACAACUUUUCAUUAUAUUCAACGUCGUGCUUUUCACAAUACAAGUCGAUUAUUAAUUGCAGAAGGAGACAGAAUUCCUAAUGUCCAACUUCAAUUAAAGUCACCAGGAGAAACCAUCAUGACCCAAGACUUAUUUAAAGGGAAAAAGUCUAUUUUAUUUGGUGUUCCUGGUGCUUUUACUCCUGGAUGUAGCAAAAGUCAUUUACCUGGUUAUAUUCAACAUGCAAAAGAAUUAAAAUCAAAGGGAAUUGAUUUAAUAGCUUGUGUAUCUGUUAAUGACGCAUUUGUUAUGAAUGCUUGGGGUGAGCAAUAUAAUUUACAGGAUAUCACGUUAUUAGCAGACUCGAAAGGAGAAUUAGCAAAAGCUAUGGAUCUUUCCUUUGAUGCUUCAGGAGCUCUUGGAGGAUAUCGUUUCAAGAGAUUUGCUGCUAUUUUAGAUGAUGACAAAAUUGUUAAAGUAUUUAUUGAACCUAACAAUACAGGUCUUAGUGUUAGUUUGGCUGAAAAUGUUUUGAAAAAUUUAAGUUUACAAUAA